AUGCAACAAUAUCAAACCGCCACUACCACCACAAAGGAUGCACAACAACCAUCGACCUCGUCUGCAGCAGCUCUUGACGCAGCAGCUGUGAGUUCAGCGUUUUCUUCCCUUAUUAGCAGUGCCAGUGGUCUCCAGCCGCUACAACCUGUUGCAACAGGUGCACCUGCAACUCAAGCAACUACCACAGGCCAACCUCAAGCAAAGCGAAAACAAGUCAAGAAUGCUUGCACCAACUGUCAAAAGGCUUGCAAAAAGUGUGAUGACGCGAGACCUUGUCCUAGGUGUAUCAAGUAUGGCAUUAGUGGUACGUGUGUCAACUCGGUGCGCAAAGAACGCAAAAAAGGCAUCAAGCGUGGACCCUAUAAGAGAAGACAAAAGACAGAGGAUGGCAAGAAUACAAAAGCUGCUCGUGUUGAACAAGGAGACACGCGAUCAUCCAACGAAGACACAGCGUCUCGUACCAAUGGUGUGAAUCCACCUACACUUGUACCCUAUGGCUAUCCAGGAAGUCUUCAACAAUAUGCACAGCACUUGGGAGCGGCUGCUGCUUAUGGCUACAAGGAGCAGGUCAUGUCCAAUCCCAAUUCUUUUGUUGUGGGCGCUGUGUAUCCAUCAUCUUUGGAAUAUCCCAUGGUUGUCCCUAGCAAUGGUGAUACACAACACAAGGAUCAAUCCACCACUGAUAAGGAUGGCAAGUCAACAAAUGAAGCAGAAGACAAGCACGCCACAGCAGCCGUACCUGAUGCAUCCACUUCAUCUGGUACUUCGUCACCUGAUUCUGCCCAAGAUGAGGAUGCUACACGAUUUGAACGACUCACCCAAUUGUGCACGGCAGCUCUUAAGCAAAACGACAACAACAGCAGUAACAACAACAAAAAGAAGGAUGUUGAAGGCAAAUCAGAGGAUUAG
This is a messenger RNA of Lichtheimia ornata, 909 nucleotides long. RefSeq lists its product as uncharacterized. Gene Ontology annotation, cellular component: nucleus. Gene Ontology annotation, biological process: cellular response to starvation; regulation of DNA-templated transcription. NCBI's taxonomy places the organism in Eukaryota, Fungi, Mucoromycota, Mucoromycetes, Mucorales, Lichtheimiaceae. The record is from RefSeq and is a predicted model, not a curated record. Gene Ontology annotation, molecular function: zinc ion binding; DNA-binding transcription factor activity, RNA polymerase II-specific; RNA polymerase II transcription regulatory region sequence-specific DNA binding. The transcript has 3 exons. Bases 1 to 909 code for a protein of 302 amino acids.